AUGACCUCAACUGCUCCGGAAAAGGAGAAGGAUAAGUCCAAAGUACACAAGCUGUCUCUCAAGGGCAGCGCAAAGCUUGUUGCCGAGUUUUUCCAAUAUUCUAUCCAUACAAUUCUCUUCCAGCGAGGAGUCUACCCCGCCGAGGACUUCACGGCCGUAAAGAAAUAUGGAUUGAACAUGCUGGUGUCGUCAGACGACCAGGUCCGCGCCUACAUCAAGAAGAUUAUGUUGCAGCUGGAUAAAUGGAUGCUUGCCGGCAAGGUGCAGAAGCUCGUCAUUGUUAUCACCGAUAAGGACACAGGCGAGCAUGUUGAACGGUGGCAGUUCGACGUUCAAAUCUUGCAAAAGACCUCCAAGAGAUCCAAACCCUCAUCCAAAUCCAGCGCUACCCCUUCUGCCGACGAAAACGAAGCAGGCAGCUCUUCCACCGCCGCUGCGUCCUCCCCCCCCGAGAAAACCGAAGCCGAGAUCCAAGCCGAGAUCGCAGCGCUGUUUCGGCAGAUCACCGCGUCUGUAACAUUCCUUCCUCAGCUGCAGGGCGACUGCACCUUCAACGUGCUGGUGUACGCCGACGCGUCGAGCGAGGUGCCCGUCGAGUGGGGCGACAGCGACCCCAAGGAGAUCGAAAAUGGCGAGCGCGUGCAGCUUCGCAGCUUCAGCACCUCGAACCAUCGCGUCGAUACCUUAGUUAGUUACCGGCUGUUAGAGUGA
This is a messenger RNA of Thermochaetoides thermophila DSM 1495, 711 nucleotides long. Its product is annotated as putative mitotic spindle checkpoint component mad2 protein. NCBI's taxonomy places the organism in Eukaryota, Fungi, Ascomycota, Sordariomycetes, Sordariales, Chaetomiaceae. The transcript has 4 exons. Gene Ontology annotation, biological process: mitotic spindle assembly checkpoint signaling. The record is from RefSeq and is a predicted model, not a curated record. Bases 1 to 711 code for a protein of 236 amino acids. Gene Ontology annotation, cellular component: cytoplasm; nucleoplasm; kinetochore.